GAACUCGAAUUAAAUAGGUUACAAGCCCCAGUGGUGGCCAGAGGAUGUUAUUUGGAGAAAUCCAAGUAACAAGUCUGCAGCAGGACCAAAAAUGAAAUCUGCAGAGCUGGCAUUGGUUUUGUCUGCAUACCGAGAUUGGUAUGAAUCCAAUGUGCAACCAGCGGCUGAUAGUAACUUGUUACCAGAGGAGGUAGAGUUAAUGGAGAAUAUUUUGAAAGAAAAUGAAGAAAACAGUACGAUGAGCUUUUCUGAUGAAGAAUACUGCAGCAAUGUCUUGUCUGUUUGUCAAAAGUUAUCCUGGAGGGCUCUUGAGAUAUGUGCCCCCGUUAUAAUUGGAAAGAUGUGCGGUGACGAUGAACCCGCUAUACAUGAGUCAUAUCCGCAUAACUACAUUGGCUUAGAAAGGCUUGAUAAAAGACUUUAUAGUUUCAUUCCACCAUUUAAUACAAUGUUGUGUGAGGAUGGAACGGAGUUAGAACCAUUCCAAGCGAGUUCUUUUGGUAAUUGCUUUUGGUGUACUCUUUCCAUACAUCUGGCAGGGAAUGAAAGCAAACAGAAUUUUCUUCGCUUGGCCUCUGCCCUAAACGGGGUGGUUAUUGCACAAGACUUUAUUGUUAAGAUAUUUGAACAGUGUAUCACGUUUGAUGAUGCUUUGCAAUGGUCGAAAACUGUUUGCAGUACAGAAGACACGUCUGAAACCACAAUUAUGGAGGUUGUUCAUGAAAGUUAUGUUUCUGAAGUUAAGGAAACAUUCAGAAAUUUUAGGGACAGUGGGCUAUUACAGGUGUAUUUGGCCUCCAAUUAUUUAAGAAGACCGAUCAGGCAGUUUUGUUUGCUUCCUGGUGCCGACCAUUAUCGCAGUCGAGUAGAGCCUUUGCAGCGGCAGAAUGAGGAAGAGAAGAAAAAAGCAAUAGAUGUCUUGUGGGUUCCUCUUACUGUUGAGCAUGGACAACGUAAUCAAUACAAUCACAUUGGAGCAGCACCAUAUAAAUUGUGCAUGUUCAACAGUAAUAUGAACCUACAUUUUUCAAAUUUAAAAUCAGACUUGGCACAAUGUGAUUUGUGUCAGGAGUGGUAUCACGCCUGCUGCCUUGGCCAAUCUAUACGCCACAUCAAUAGAAUGGAGAGAUUUAGUUGUGGCUGUGAUGCUUUGCCUGGAGAUGCUAAUCAAAUAACUACAAAAAAUGCGGAGAUUUACAAUGAUAUGGACAUGUUCGAAAGAUGUUUAUCAAAGAAAGAACUGAAGAUGAUAGCAAAGAACUUUAAGAGGAACGUAAUUCCGUACUUGAGGGCAGGAGCUUCUUCUCAUGCCAUCUCUUCCUCAGAGGACAUGAAGAUAUAUCUGAAGUCUCUCGAUUAUGGGCCCGUCAUGUCAUCUAAUAUGGUACAAUCACUAUUUGACGCUUAUCUUCCUGUUGUAAAUGGAAUUCGGAUUGAAGAUGCUAACACAUUCCUUCAAGAUGUGCUUCUUCCCGAGGCUAUUGUACAGGUAAUCCGCAAGGCAGAGGGUCUAAACUAUUUUAGAGCAUGGUUGUUCUAUGCCAAAUGCAAGUUGCAUUCCUGUCCGCAAUUGAACGUAUAAAUAAAACUGAGACACUAGGUUAUAUAGUUAGUUUGUAUAUACGAUAUAUAUAGUAUGUAUGAUGUAUUUUGAAUGAACGUUUCGAGUUUA
Molecule: messenger RNA, 1672 nt
Organism: Dendronephthya gigantea
Lineage: Eukaryota; Metazoa; Cnidaria; Anthozoa; Malacalcyonacea; Nephtheidae
Exons: 10
Coding region: 92-1582 (496 amino acids)
Source: RefSeq, a predicted model, not a curated record